AUUCGAAGCUGAUAAAAAUGUCAUCUUUUGCCACAUUAAUUCACCGAGGCUUGUGAUUAAGAUGGAGACGAAGAAGCAUAAACAGGAGAUUGGUACUGGGAUUGAUAAGUUGCAUGAUGAUAUUCUGAUUGCCGUUCUGUCUUGUAUGAGCCUCAAGGAUGUUGUUAGAACAAGUGUUCUUUCCUCGAGAUGGAGAUAUUUGUGGAUGUUUACAUCUGGUACAUUGGAUUUUGAUGAUUGGAAUACUUCGACUGGAAAGAUAAUGAAAAGGGAAAAGUUCAAAGCUUUGGUGAAUCGUGUGCUCAACUUGCAUCAGGGUUCGCGGGUUGAUAAUUUAGUAAUUCGUUUUACUAAUUUAUGCUAUCAAUUUAGAACCAGUGAAAUUGAUAGUUGGAUACAUUUUGCAAUGCGAAAGAAAGUAAAAGGAUUUGAAUUGGAUUUUUCAGUGGAUGAUGGUUUCCAUUGUUGUUACAAGUUUCCCAGCAUUGAGGAGCUGUUAUUAUUAUCACCAUCUUCCGCUUUUGGCUCUCUAAGAUGCCUUAAGUUGGUUGAUGUUGAUAUCGAUGAUGAAGUGAUUCGGUAUCUUUUAGCCUCGUGUCCUUAUAUCGAACAUUUAUGCAUAAGGGAUUCCGAUGCUACAAUGAAUCUUGAAGUUGUUGGUUCAUUACCAAACUUGAGGGAAUUGGAAAUAUCCAACUGUCUGAACAUUAGAAGUAUGGAGAUAUAUGCCACAAAUCUUGUCUCGUGUACAUAUCAAGGAAGGAAAAUCAGUUCACCGUUCAAGAAUACUCCAAAUCUAACUGAGCUAACUCUAGGCGGGAAGUUUUGUCAUUCGUUCGCGUAUGAACCUAACAAGCACUCGAGUUAUUCAGACCAACUGGUGAAGCUUGUACUGAAUUUUCAAACCGUGGGUCGUGAGAGACCAAUCGCUUCUCCUGAUUUGCAUAAGUUAUACUUUCUCGAGCGGCUCGAAUUGAAUAUUGUGUCAAUAGGUUGCCGAAGCCUUUUCUUCUUCACAUCAUUGAUCAAGGCAUCUCCUAACUUACGGAAGUUUAAAAUCAAGAUAGAGUACUUCACUUACGACCAACAAUCUACAGCACUCAGAUUAAAUGGAGGAAGGAUGGAGCUUUUUCCGGUUGUGACGUCAGCGACGACAGGUGGAUUUCGUCAUAAAAAUCUGAAGGUGAUUGAAAUGUGUGGGUACAUUGGGCUCAGAAGUGAAGAUGAGUUCAUUAUGCAAUUAAUCAAGGUUGCUGCCCUGUCACUUGAUGUGGUUUUUAUCGAUACACAGACCGAUUAUCAUUUUUAUUGUGCGAAAGAAAGUUAUGGCACUAAUGCUUUACAGAGAAGUUCGGAGUUGUACGAUCGCCAGAGGCGGCAUGCUAUUUGUUGUGCAACGGAUUUGAAAAGGAAAUGUAUUUCGCAAAUAAAAUUUGUUAUAACAUAAUAUUUACAUGUUAUUAUUUUUUCGAGCAGACUUCAUUUUGACUUGUUGAAGUAAACUGGAUCACGUUGCAUGAGGUACCAAAAUUGUUUAUUUUUUGCAA
Molecule: messenger RNA, 1547 nt
Organism: Erythranthe guttata (spotted monkey flower)
Lineage: Eukaryota; Viridiplantae; Streptophyta; Magnoliopsida; Lamiales; Phrymaceae
Product: F-box/LRR-repeat protein At3g26922
Molecular function (GO): protein binding
Source: RefSeq, a predicted model, not a curated record